AUGGUCUACACCAAACCUAACGUUGGAACUGGCGCCAUGAAGCGGUCAGCCUCGGCUCUUAAUGACGGACCAGCUGGAUGGGACGUCGCUCCCCCUAUGAUGGCUCCCUCGCGCUCAUCAUUCCGCCUGCCUUACACUCACUAUGCCAUGAUCUACCUGGACAACGAGGGUGUUCUCAAGGUAGAAGAGUCGCCAUCAAUCAAAGAGCAAAAAUCCACCGUCUUCACGCCAGACGUGCGACAGAACUUCCUGGAGAUUCUGGGUGAUAAGAUUGGCUACUACCAGCCGUUUACACGUCCCACGCUAGAGGCCUCGCCUCGUCGAGUGCGACGCCGCAAGGGAAAUGCUCCCAGUUCUUCCGUCUCCGAGGAACGCAUGACUGAGCAAGCCUCUGACAGCGAGGACUUCUCGCAUGGGUCAACUGACAUGGCCCCACUCCGCAUUGGAGAUACUCAGAAGGUGCUCUCGUACUACGAGGGCGCCCUCAAGCACUUCCAGCAGCUCAACUGCCGCAUGGUCGCCAAGGCUUUCAUCAAGUUCAUCGAGCCGCGCAAGCAAGUCCGCCACCCCUACAACGGAGGCAAGCCCCCAGCCGGCUCAGCCCCGGGCACCACUGGUGACCCCGAAAAGACCAAGCCCGAGUGGUGGCCGCCGGGUGUCAUGCACAAAGAGCCUGACCACUUGCGCAAAGAGUACCGCAUUGAGCUUUUGCUUCACAUCGUGCGCAAGCUCGGCAACCAAGGCAUCACCGCAGACAGGUUGAAGGAAGUCGCUGGCGACACUAAGCGGAGCCUGAAGCACCCCUCCCAUGUGGAGAUCAUCUACGAGAUCCUGCGGGUGCGAAAGAUGGAAGAGCGAUUUGAGCGAGGCGAAGUCGAUGCCAACAUGGUGGUCUAUGUUAUGAACCGCGGACCUAGCCCUAAGGGCGACGAAGAUGAGGAGUCCGCCGACACAGCCCUGGCAGUCGAAGAGCCCGAGCACGUCGAGGAAGGACUCUUGACGCCAACCUCUUCGGUCGAGCAAGUCUCUGCACCGCUCACCACGCCCAUCGACAUGAACCCGGUGGCAUCGGCUCGCUCUCUUCCGGGUAGCUUCUCGCUGCCGGAGCCGCUCAGCUUCGAUGGCACUGGUCGCCAGGACCGGCCGUACUACGCCACGCCGCCGCACUACACAGACUCUUUCUCGCAGCCCAUGCUCAGCACGCCCGUGAGCGCUGAGAUGAUCAGCCCCCACGACGUCUCAGUCUUCGACUACCCAGCCCACAACCCCUUCCCGACCUCCACGCCGGACCACCAGCGCACGGGCGCUGCUGGCCAGUAUGACCCCUGGACCCCGACCUUCCGCCAGAACAUCUUCAGUCCAGUCGACUACAGUGCCCCGGCAACCAGCCAACCAUUGGGUCCACCUUCCAUGUCUUACCACAUGCCCUUGGCAUCGCCUGCUCAGUUGCACGAUAUGUCGCAUCCCCACGCCCAGUCCCCCAUGGAUCCCCUAGGCCAAAGAGCCCUGCCCUUUCGCACUGGAUCCCUGGGCCACCCCCACGGGCUUCCAUUGACCCAUCCCGCCUAA
Molecule: messenger RNA, 1569 nt
Organism: Penicillium alfredii
Lineage: Eukaryota; Fungi; Ascomycota; Eurotiomycetes; Eurotiales; Aspergillaceae
Exons: 5
Coding region: 1-1569 (522 amino acids)
Source: RefSeq, a predicted model, not a curated record